Messenger RNA from Bicyclus anynana (squinting bush brown), 1301 nucleotides. It is a transcript of the gene CLS, whose product is annotated as probable cardiolipin synthase (CMP-forming). The record is from RefSeq and is a predicted model, not a curated record. Gene Ontology annotation, cellular component: membrane; mitochondrion. The transcript has 5 exons. Gene Ontology annotation, molecular function: cardiolipin synthase activity. Gene Ontology annotation, biological process: cardiolipin biosynthetic process. The coding region runs from base 122 to 1132 and encodes 336 amino acids. NCBI's taxonomy places the organism in Eukaryota, Metazoa, Arthropoda, Insecta, Lepidoptera, Nymphalidae.
CUGUUUUUUUGGUGUUUUUGAGGUUAUAAUUUUUAUUUAUGUUUGGCUAUGUGAGAACCACUAACAUAUUUAUUAUUUACUAUUACUAUUUGUAAAUCUCAACUCAGAUAAUAGCUUAAACAUGAGAUUUAGAACGUACAACUUUGUGAAACAAAUUCAAACUUUUUGUAACCCAAGAAACCACCAAUUUAGUACACUUACGACUCAUACUGAAUUUGCGCGGCGGCAAUUCGUGAAAAGACCUUUAAAACUUACGUCUAUAGUUUGUGUAUACUCUUCAGACAAUAAGAAACAUUUGCUUGACAUAGAUAAGCAGAAAGAGGCAUUGCAAGAUGUUUUGGAACAGAAAAAGAUACAAAUUAAAGAUACAGAGCAGAGGCUACGUCAAAAGGGCGUGGAGAUCGUCCGGGACUUGAAGCAACAAAAAGAGAUCACAGGUCAAAUACUUAAAGAGAAAAAACAGCAUUUAGUGAAGGAUAUUUUAGAAACAAAAGCUAAAGUUCGAGAGAAAUUUGAAGAAGUAGUUGAGAAAGAAAAUGUAUUUACCAUACCAAACAUACUUUGCAUGACCAGAAUAGCCAUGUCUCCUUAUUUGGGUUAUGUUAUACUACAAGACAAUUACAACCUAGCUCUAGGAUUGUUAGUGUUUGCAGGCAUUACAGAUGUGCUAGAUGGUUGGAUUGCCAGAAACUGGAAAGGGCAAUCAUCAAAGAUGGGUUCAUUCCUUGACCCAAUGGCAGACAAAAUCCUCAUAGCAACGCUUUUCAUUAGCCUCACAUGGCAGAACUUGAUACCUUUGCCACUAACACUACUGAUUGUAGCGCGGGACAUUGCAUUGGUUGCAGCUGGCUUUGUCAUCAGAUACAUCAGUUUGCCACCGCCUAAGACCCUGAGCAGGUACUUCGACGUGACUCACGCGACGGCGCAGCUCGCGCCCACGCUCGUCAGCAAGAUCAACACCGCGAUACAACUGCUACUGGUAGGCACAACGUUAGCGUCUCCCGUAUUCGGCUACGUGGAUCACCCAGCGCUGCAAGCUCUGUGCGCGCUCACCGCCGCCUCCACCGUAGUCUCAGCUCUGAGCUACUUAGUUAGUAAAGACACGUAUAAAGUGCUGAAGAAAAAGUUAUGAGUGAUGUGAUUACACACACUGGUAACACGCCACGCGGACUGGCGUGUUAUAAGUAUGUUUGUAGCUUUAAAUGAAUAUCAUUGAGUGUGUAUUUCCAUUGUGUAUAUAAUUGUUGUAAUUAUAGUAAACGAUCUAAUAAUAAACUGAAUCUUCCUUUUAUUUAAUCUAA